AUGUCCCAUUUGAAAACCGAAUGGAUCCUGAUGAAAUCUGUUCAUUUUUUGGGUGAUUAUGAUUAUAAACCAGAUGAUCGAUUGGCUAGAGAUUUGACACCUCUGACCACAUAUUCAAUGAAUAAAAAGAGGAGAUGGGAAAUUUUAGAAAACGUUGGAGACCAAAAAUUGGCAGGAAUAGGCAAAUUUCAUAGGGACCUGGACCCGGAUGAGAUUUUGUUUUUGGAAAGAGUCAAUUUGAAAACUUUCGAGUGGAAGUAUCUCCCAUUCGUCCAUGCCCCACAAGAUUUUGGGAUUCAAACGCUACACAGUUACAAAAUGAUUUCUAAGAAAAAUUAUUCUGGCCAUUUUAAUUGUAUGUCCCAAAAUUCAAUAUUCGGACAACCAUACUCCAAUUUUCGUCCCGAAAAUCGAUUGCCAGAAAAACCCAAAAAAUCUGGAACCUCUGAAAUCAAAGCGGACAAACAAUCUACAAUUAUCGUUUAUAAUUUUUUGAGAGCUCCAAGAAAUUAUAUGCGACUCGGAGAGCAGUAUUUUGUGGCGAGCAAUUAUGGAAGAAGAGAACCCUAUUAUGCCCAUAGAAGACGAAAAUUGAAUUAUGAAGAUUCUCAAAAAGAGAUAAACAAUGAAAUUUGGAGAUUUUAUAACAAUAGUCUUGAUGAACUAUCGGAAGAAGUUAACGGGUCAGAAAAAAUGGAGAACUUGAAAUAG
Messenger RNA from Caenorhabditis briggsae, 711 nucleotides. The record is from RefSeq and is a predicted model, not a curated record. NCBI's taxonomy places the organism in Eukaryota, Metazoa, Nematoda, Chromadorea, Rhabditida, Rhabditidae. The coding region runs from base 1 to 711 and encodes 236 amino acids. The transcript has 3 exons.